AUGCCCACGGCGCUUCUGCCGCAGCGGCGCGUCUGGGCGCCGCCGCCGCCCCCCCACCUGCUAGCCGCGUUCCGCCACAAGCUCUCCGAGUUUUUCGAGGCCGAUUUCGAAAAGCAUGUCGGUGGCGUCGUGGCCAAGGCGGUGGACGCCGUCUGCAGGCAGCAGAGGGAGGCGCGGGAGGCGGAGGCGAGGCGGCAGCAGGCGCGCGCCGUGGAGGAGGCGGCGGCGGAGGCAGCGCGGCGCGUGCGCGAGGGCGAGCGGGUGCAGCGCGAUCAGGAGCUGCAGCGGCUGGCGGUACUGCAGCGCAAGCAGGAGGAGGAGCAGCAGGAGGCGCGGCAGCGGCAGGAGCAGUGGGAGCAGCAGCGGCAGCAGCAGGAGGAGGAGCGGCAGCGGCAGGCGCAAGAGCAGGAGGAGGAGGAGCGGCGGCAGAAGCAAAAGCGCGAGGAGGAGGAGCGGCGAAAGGAGGAGGAGCAGCAGCGGCGGCAGCGAGAAGAGGCCAGGCGCAUUCAGGGGCUGCAACAGCAGCAGCAGCAGCAGCAGCAGCAGCAGCGGGAGCAGCGGCAGCAGCAGCGGGAGCAGCAGCAGCAGCGGGAGCAGCAGCAGGAGGAGGAGCAGCAGCAGGAGGAGGAGCAGCAGGCUAAGCUGGCCGAGCGGGUGUCGCCGCCUGCCGCUGACCUUGUGGCAGUGGCCUUUCCUCAAGGCACAGCAGCCCAGGCGGCGGCGGGGCAGCAGCAGCAGCAGCAGCAGCAGCAGCAACAGCAGCAGAAGCGGGCUCGCGACAGCCCAGAGGCUGACAAAGCCAAUGGAGGCACGGUGGUUGGGGAGGAGGAGGAGGAGGCGGAGGAGGAGGAGGAGCCUCCAGAGGACUCGGACGACGACUCUUGGGGCGCGGAGGAGCGGCCCGCCAAGAAGCCCAAGGCGGCUGCAAAGCCCAAGCAGCAGCAGAAGCAGCAGAAGCAGCAGCGGCGCCAGCAGAAGCGGCUGCCGCGGAAGCAGCAGCGGGGGUCCGAUGACCAGGAGGCGAGUGGCUCAGGCUCCGAGGGGAGCGAGGACGACGGCCCCCAGCAGGAGCGACGCGAGCAGCAGCAGCAGCAGCAGCAGCUUGGGGCGCGCCCCGACCGGCGGCAUUCGCACGACGGGCCAGCAGCCAGGCAGCCGGCCCCGGCCGGCGGCGACGGCGGCAGCGACGACCUGGCGGCGCUGCAGCGCAGCUUGUCGGGCUUUGACGCGCGGCAGCGCGACGCCGCGCUGCAGCACCGGAUGAAGAUGGCCGUUGACGCGCUGCUCAGCUGGGACGAGAAGUUUGCUGAGGCGGCGUUCCUGGAUGACCCUCGCGACAGCAUGGACCGGCCCUACGCCACCAUGUACAACCAGCUGGUGCAGCAGCCCAUGUGGCUCAAGGAAAUCAGGCACAAGCUGACCAAGCGGCGGUACGCGUCAGAGACCCACCGCCCCGCGGAGCCCAAGGUCCACGACGCCGCGUCGUGGGGGCGCUUCUGGACCGACGUGGCGCUCAUUGUGCAGAACUGCCGCAUCUUCAACGAGGGGUCGCCCAACGCGUACCAGCGGUGGCUGGGGGGCCCGUGCGUUGACCAGCUGGCGGCGUGCGUGGCGGCGGUCAAGGCGGCGGUGCAGGAGGGGCGGCGGCCCGAGGUGGGCCAGUUUGACCCCGGGCCGCCGCCGGACUCCUGA
This is a messenger RNA of Monoraphidium neglectum, 1692 nucleotides long. RefSeq lists its product as hypothetical. NCBI's taxonomy places the organism in Eukaryota, Viridiplantae, Chlorophyta, Chlorophyceae, Sphaeropleales, Selenastraceae. The transcript has 3 exons. The record is from RefSeq and is a predicted model, not a curated record. Gene Ontology annotation, molecular function: protein binding. The coding region runs from base 1 to 1692 and encodes 563 amino acids.